GAAAGGGCAAUUUUACGAGGUGGAAACUAACUGGUCGAGUGAUGUUAGAACCGGAAAAAUUGGCGGAGAGUUGAAAGAAGUUAUUUGGGUUAAAGAGGAAAAUCCCCUCAUCAAGUUAAGUAUUCAUUCUAACAUUAAUCCUUCUCACCAUCCUAAUAAAGGAAGUGGUAUGAGUAGUAGAAAAAUUGCUUUGCUAAUAGUUGUGGGAAAAAACUGCUAUGUUUUGGAAAAAAAUGAGGAUAUAAUUAUUGUCGAUUGUGGAAUUAAAUUCCUUAAUGGAAGCAAUCUAGCCGAUGGCACUGUUCCUAAUUUUUCUUAUCUCCUAGCCAACCAAAAAAGAAUAAAAGGGUUAUUUAUCAGCCACGGCCACGAGGACCAUAUUGGUGGCAUACCUUAUUUAUUACAAUUAAUUCCAAAUAUUCCCAUUUAUG
Ambispora leptoticha is the source of this 431-nucleotide messenger RNA. The record is from the annotation of a GenBank genome assembly. NCBI's taxonomy places the organism in Eukaryota, Fungi, Glomeromycota, Glomeromycetes, Archaeosporales, Ambisporaceae.